AUGGAGCAUCUCUGGUCUCUUGGGCCCUCAGCGCUGAGGCUCGUGGAGGCCGCAGUGCUCCGCACCAGCCAGAUCAAAGUGCACGAGCGGGACUGGCUGGGCAUCUCGAUCGCCUUCCUCCUCGGCAUCGCUCUGCUGCGGUGCUGGGCCUGGUGCUGCGCGGCCUUCGCCAAGCGCCAGAAGUGCUACUCCGAGGGUGUGCCCGAACCGAACGUCCCCACUCGUACGCUGCAGGUGCCGCCCAGUACGGCGACGGGCCCAGGGCUACCAGAGCAGCUCCCUUCUUCGAGCGUAAUGGAGCGUUAUUUAGACAUCAAAGAGUUUCAGGUGUUGGCUCACUUUCCAGACGAUGCCAAUGGAUUCUACUGGCAUGUGAGAAUAUUGUUGGUCAGGGCUGGUGCUGCAGGAGUUUGGGUUACACUCACGCCCACGCUGGAUCUGUUCACCCAUGAUCUGAGUCGGAUCCGUCACAUCGUUCUAGCGCGGAGUGCGCCGUGGCCAGCCCGAGUCAAUAGGAAUGAGAUCUUCGGCUUCGACCCCAUCACGCGGGUCGAGCUCCAUCAGUUCGUCCAGCUGGCCAGGGUGCAGGCGCGCGUGCUGGCUGACGACGACCGGGAGGCCGAGGCUCCAGACUUGGCAUGGCUGCGCGCUGGCCCUGGCUUCGAGAGGCUGCGCGAGGUCGUGCCGCAGGAAGUGGUUGACGACCAGGAGCGCUUCACUGAGAUCGGUGACUCGGCCGUGGCGGAGGUGAACGGCGCUGUGAUCUGGGCUGCCAGGGCGAAUGCUGGCGAGCGCGAGGGUUGGGUCAAAGAGCGUCAGGCUGCUGAGCGUGACGACAGGAUCAUCGGCGUGCACCUUCGGAAUGGGAAGCGCUACAUCAUGCUCAAAGAGGCCUUGGCGUCGUACUCUCAGGCGAAGUAUGACGACUGGGGUUUCCUGGGCCUCGCAGGUGGCUUCGAGGUGUAUGAGCGCAACUGGCAGCACGACUCUGGUGUGUAUCCGGGCUCUGCUGCUUCUCAUCAGCACCGCGCUGGCUCGGAGACGCUGCGCCUGCUUGUCGAGGUGGACCAGGUGGACGCACCCAACCUCCAGGGGGUCGAGAACCUCUGCCGCAGCCAGGUGCAGCUGGAGAUGGCCGUGGAGCGCAACCCAUCGCAUCCCGACUUCACGGGGCUCGAGGGGCGCACGGGCGGUGCAGUCACCGCCUCAGGGGCGGCCAGCGUCGUCUCCUUCCGCGAGUGGGUCGCUGGGCGUCAGAAGGAUCGGGCUACGGUGCUGAAGCAGGCCAGGCUGGAGCGCGAGGAGAGGGCCCUCAUCGGCCCAUCCGAUUCCAGCUCGAAGCGUCUGCCUCGCCCGAAGGCCGACCCGAAGAAGAAGAUGAAGGAGGGGGAGGCCCCGCUCCUCCGCCGGGAGCUGCCCGCCGCGCAGUUCAUCGGCAACUUCUGGGCGAUCGGCGACAUGGUGAGCCUUUUCCUCUGCCUCGAGUCGCCGCGCGUCGUCGACUUCACCAGCGAGUGGCUGCUCGCGGGCGGGCACCUCCUGAUCUUGAUGAGCGGCGAGCCCUGGCGGAGCUCCUGGCAUCACGACCCCAGCAUGGCCGCGCAGAUCCUUCGCCACUACGACACGCAGAUCGAGCGGAGCACCGACGAGCUACUCAGUCUAGCGCCGGAGAUGCCGGAGCCGCACUGGGACCCCACGCUGCGACGCUCGCCUGCCAAGCGACGACGCCUGUUCAAGCACCUGGCUGGCAUUGGGCUGGUCUCUUUCCGUCGCAAAGCCAAGGCAUUCUGUGCACCUUUUCUCGUGAAGGAGAAGGGGGGCGAGAUCCGAAUGGUUCUUGACUCCCGCCAGGCCUGCCUCAGUCACAGGCGGCCGCCCACCGUGCAGCUAGGCUCUGCACGGGCCAUGGUUAACCUUGACUUGUCCGACGACUUUCUGAGCCAGUGUGGGGGAUUUGGUGGCACGGCGUCCGCGCCCGUCCUCGAUGGCGACGCCGACGUCGACGACUGCUUCUACACUUUCUCGAAUGUCCAGCUCGCCUCUUGGUUCUGCAUGGAGGCGGGCUACACCACGGACGACGCUCAUGAGUUUGGAAUUCUUCAAAUUUGGGAUGAUGAUCUCAGGCGUUACGACGUCCUGAGGCCUGGCGAGCAGCUGUUCAUCUGCUUCGAGGGCCUAUGCAUGGGAUGGUCAUGGUCGCUCUACUUGUGCCAGAAGUUGUUUGAGAAUCUUGUCGCAAUGCAACACCCGCUCGGCCUUGAGGGAGUGCUGAGAGAUAGAACGCCCGCCCCAGAGUUGUCUCCAGGCGCGUGCGCAGAGGGGGUCCACGUAGACAACUUCAACUCCUUCAGCGUCAGCGCCGAGGACUCUCAUCGGCACAGCGCGGUGACCUACCUGGAGACCCUGGGCCUCGAGUUCCAUUCUCGUUUCAAGGUGCUGCGUCACACACAGCGCCGAACGUGGAGAUUUGCCCUUGCUAUCAGUGCCCUCCUCCGUCGUGCGUUCAUGAAGGGCGAGGAGAUGGAGGUGUGGCUGGGCAACGCGGUCUGCAUGUUCGCGCUGGCGCCCGAGCUGCUCUCCGCCCUGCAGGACUCCUACACCUUCGUCGCGGAGGCGCGAGGCCGACGGCUGGCUAUCCCAUCCAGUGCGAGGCUGGAGAUGGAGCUUGCUCGGAGGCUGGUGUUCGUCAUCGAGGCGGAGAUCGGAGCUCCGAUCUGGCGCGAGGUGCACAUGGGCGACUCCUCGACCUUCGGCCACGCUCUUCUGUCUACGCCGUGCCAGGCCCAGGAGUUCCACGACGCGGCCAAGUAUCGGGAGCGCUGGAGGUUCAGGAAGGUCCAGAGCCUGCAGCCCGCCAGGUUGGACGCGCCCGGCGCGGUCGACCAGAUGGGCGGCCUCUCGAGCCUCGUGGACCCCAGCGACGACGUGUUCUGCGAGUCCACGGUGCCCGGUCGCGCCGCUGGCCUCAUCUCAGGGGCCAAGACCAGCUACGGGCAGCACCUCCAGUAA
Prorocentrum cordatum is the source of this 3009-nucleotide messenger RNA. The record is from the annotation of a GenBank genome assembly. Lineage: Eukaryota; Dinophyceae; Prorocentrales; Prorocentraceae.